UUGAGUUUUGGAUCUGCUCCUCUUUACCUUCAUCAUCGUCAUCACCAUGAUGAUAAGCAUCGCUUUGAUCUGGGCAGUCGUGGUUGGAUUUUGCUGCCUCCUGUGGCUUGCUUUGGGGAUCAGACGCAGACAACCUGGUGAACCCGCAGUGGAGAACGGUUUGUUCCCCUACCUGGGCUGUGCUCUGCAGUUUGGGGCCAACCCUCUUCAGUUCCUCCGCAGUCGUCAGAAGAAGUAUGGCCAUAUUUUCACCUGCAAGAUCGCAGGACAGUACAUCCACUUCCUGUGUGAUCCCUUCUCUUACCAUUCAGUCAUCAGACAGGGAAGACACCUAGAUUGGAAGAAGUUCCACUUCUCUACAUCUGUGAAGGCAUUUGGCCACGACAGUUUUGACCCUCGCCAUGGUUACACCACAGAAAACCUCCACCAAACGUUCAUGAAGACCCUGCAGGGGGAAGCGCUGACGUCCCUGAUAGAGGCGAUGAUGGGCCACUUGCAAGAUGUCAUGCUCAAAUCAGACACUCUGGGCUCCAACAAGGACCACUGGCAGGUGGAUGGCAUCUUUGCUUUCUGCUACAAGGUUAUGUUUGAAUCUGGCUACCUGACCCUCUUUGGUAAAGAGCUUGGAGAUGACAAGUGUCAGGCUCAUCAGGCAGCACAAAAAGCUUUGGUCCUCAAUACUUUGGAGAACUUUAAAGAGUUUGAUAAGAUUUUUCCAGCGCUCGUGGCUGGCCUGCCCAUCCAUGUCUUCAAGAGUGCUCACAGUGCCAGAGAGAACCUAGCCAAGACGAUGUAUGCAGAAAACCUGUCCAAGAGGCAUAACAUGUCUGACCUGAUCUCCAUGAGGAUGAUCCUGAACGAUUCCUUGUCCACCUUCAACGACGUGAGCAAAGCUAGGACCCACGUGGCUCUGCUGUGGGCUUCACAGGCCAACACUCUGCCCGCUACCUUCUGGAGUUUCUUCUAUAUGAUCAGGAGUCCAGAUGCUCUAAAAGCAGCUUGUACAGAAGUUCAGACGGUUCUGAGGGACUUGGGUUUAAUUGCUGACCCUGAUGGCCCCAUACUCAACCUGACCAAAAACCAGCUGGACAACAUGCCAGUCUUAGACAGCAUCAUAAAGGAAGCCAUGCGUUUGUCCAGUGCUUCAAUGAAUGUCCGAGUUGCCAAAGAAAACUUUCUGCUCCACCUCGACAACCAAGAAGCUUACCACAUCAGGAAAGAUGAUGUCAUCGCCUUGUAUCCACCUAUGCUGCACUUCGAUCCAGAGAUCUACGAGGAUCCCUACGAGUACAAGUUUGAUCGUUUCCUGGAUGAGAAAGGUCAAGAGAAAACCACAUUUUACCGUAACGGCCAGCGACUGCGCUACUUCUACAUGCCCUUUGGCUCCGGGGUCACAAAAUGCCCCGGAAGAUUUUUUGCUGUGUGUGAGAUCAAGCAGUUUCUGACUCUGAUGCUUUCAUACUUUGACAUGGAGCUAUUGGACCCUGCCACCAAAGUUCCUCCGUUAGACCAGUCUCGAGCUGGCCUGGGAAUCCUGCAGCCCACCUAUGACGUGGACUUUAGGUACAAGCUGAAACCGAAGCACUAGGCUCAGCCUCGGAUGGACAGAAGCCCUGAAUGACUUCCUGUAAAUAGUGUAAAUUAAAAUACCCAAUCAUGUCUGUAAAUACCGUAAGAGUGAAAAUUUGUUUUAGUAGCUUUUAUUUUAUAAUGCUAAAGGAAACAUUCUUUUGAUUUAUAGUAGGAACCUUCAGAAAUAAUAAAAUAAAAGGUUGUUCUAAGUAAACUUUACAUUAGGCAAAGUGUUUUAAAGAGUGCAAAAAUUAAAAUAAUACAAACCCAAAACUGUAGCAUUCAAAAUAGUUCCCUUUUCUUUUA
This is a messenger RNA of Nematolebias whitei (Rio pearlfish), 1878 nucleotides long. RefSeq names its product cytochrome P450 7A1 (gene cyp7a1). Gene Ontology annotation, biological process: cholesterol homeostasis; bile acid biosynthetic process. Bases 47 to 1588 code for a protein of 513 amino acids. Lineage: Eukaryota; Metazoa; Chordata; Actinopteri; Cyprinodontiformes; Rivulidae. The record is from RefSeq and is a predicted model, not a curated record. Gene Ontology annotation, molecular function: iron ion binding; heme binding; steroid hydroxylase activity. The transcript has 8 exons.